Messenger RNA from Thyridium curvatum, 369 nucleotides. RefSeq lists its product as uncharacterized. NCBI's taxonomy places the organism in Eukaryota, Fungi, Ascomycota, Sordariomycetes, Thyridiales, Thyridiaceae. The transcript has a single exon. Bases 1 to 369 code for a protein of 122 amino acids. Gene Ontology annotation, molecular function: GMP kinase activity. The record is from RefSeq and is a predicted model, not a curated record. Gene Ontology annotation, cellular component: cytosol.
AUGCGGAAUUCAAAUGGCAACCUGUAUGGCACCAGCAAACAAACAGUCAUCAGUCAGAUGGCAAAGGGUUUGGUUGUCUUGCUUGAUAUCGAGAUGGAAGGAGUCAAACAAUUGAAAGCAGAGCAACUAAGGCCCGACUCUCAGAUCAAUCCUCGAUUUGUUUUUAUCAAGCCGCCGAGUUUUGCGGUGCUCGAGGCACGCCUCAGGGGCCGGGGCACAGAGGAUGAGGGCAGUAUUCAGAGGAGGCUGGCCCAAAGUAGAGCUGAGCUUGACUACGCUGAGACAGGAGUGCAUGACAAGAUCAUUGUUAACGACAAUCUUGAGGAGGCUUACAAAGAACUAGAGGAUUUUGUCUUCAGUAAGGAGUAG